Acanthaster planci (crown-of-thorns starfish) is the source of this 1926-nucleotide messenger RNA. Its product is annotated as tubulin alpha-1 chain-like. Gene Ontology annotation, molecular function: structural constituent of cytoskeleton; GTP binding. The record is from RefSeq and is a predicted model, not a curated record. Gene Ontology annotation, biological process: microtubule-based process. Gene Ontology annotation, cellular component: microtubule. NCBI's taxonomy places the organism in Eukaryota, Metazoa, Echinodermata, Asteroidea, Valvatida, Acanthasteridae.
CAGUGAAUCGUCAAAAUGCGUGAGUGUCUGUCCCUCCACAUCGGUCAAGCUGGAGUCCAGAUGGGCAAUGCCUGCUGGGAGCUGUACUGCCUGGAGCACGGCAUCCAACCUGAUGGUCAAAUGCCCAGUGACAAGACCAUCGGAGGUGGUGACGACUCCUUCAAUACUUUCUUCAGCGAGACAGGAGCCGGCAAGCACGUCCCUCGAGCUGUCUUUGUUGACUUAGAACCAACGGUAAUAGAUGAGGUUCGUACCGGCACGUACCGCCAACUAUUCAGUCCUGAACAGCUGAUUACGGGCAAGGAGGACGCCGCCAACAACUAUGCCAGAGGUCAUUACACCGUGGGCAAAGAACUCAUCGAUCUUGUGCUGGAUAGAAUAAGAAAAUUGGCUGAUUUGUGCACAGGUCUCCAGGGUUUCCUCAUCUUCCACAGCUUUGGUGGAGGCACUGGCUCUGGCUUCACAUCCCUGUUGAUGGAGCGUCUCUCCGUCGACUAUGGAAAGAAGUCCAAGUUGGAGUUCGCCAUCUACCCGGCUCCUCAGAUCUCCACAGCGGUCGUGGAGCCCUACAACUCCAUCCUGACCACCCACACAACGCUAGAGCACUCCGACUGCGCCUUCAUGGUCGACAACGAGGCCAUCUAUGACAUUUGUCGUCGCAACCUAGACAUCGAGCGUCCGACUUACACCAACCUCAACCGUCUGAUUGGUCAGAUUGUGUCCUCCAUUACUGCGUCUCUUCGCUUUGAUGGAGCUCUCAAUGUCGACCUGACUGAGUUCCAGACCAACUUGGUUCCCUACCCACGUAUCCACUUCCCCUUGGCCACCUAUACGCCGACAAUCUCUGCAGAGAAGGCCUACCAUGAGCAGCUGACCGUUGCAGAGAUCACUAAUUCCUGCUUUGAGCCGGCCAACCAGAUGGUGAAGUGCGAUCCUCGUCACGGCAAGUACAUGGCCUGCUGCAUGCUCUACCGUGGUGAUGUCGUCCCUAAAGAUGUCAACGCUGCCAUUGCAACCAUCAAGACGAAGCGUACCAUCCAGUUUGUUGAUUGGUGUCCAACUGGCUUCAAGGUGGGCAUCAACUACCAGCCACCCACCGUCGUACCUGGCGGUGAUCUGGCCAAGGUGCAGCGUGCCGUCUGCAUGCUGAGCAACACCACGGCCAUCGCCGAGGCCUGGGCUCGUCUGGAUCACAAGUUCGAUCUGAUGUACGCCAAGCGUGCCUUCGUCCACUGGUACGUGGGAGAGGGUAUGGAGGAGGGCGAGUUCUCUGAGGCUCGUGAGGAUCUGGCAGCCUUGGAGAAGGAUUACGAGGAGGUUGGUGUUGACUCGGCUGAUGGAGAGGCAGAAGGGGAGGAGAUUGACGAAUAUUAACGCUCUUAUGAACAAUUAAGUUCUGGAAAGAGACGUAAAAGAAUUACGUACAUGUACCGUUUUUUAUUAAAUUGAAAGGUUAAGAGGUAAAAACAAACAUCUAAAAAUCCCCCUUUUUUAAUUUGAUUUCAUAAUUCACAUUUCAUUUGAAUUAAAACCUACCGUGCAUGAAAUUCAAUUACCAAAUGCUUUCCGCAUUUGGUUCUAUUUAUUUUGUUCUGGGCUUCUAAAACAAUCAAUUUUGAAACCAAUUGACCUCCUUCUACCCAAUUUCUCACCAUUAGAUUGAUGAGUUGUACGAUCAUUUUAGUAUCCUGCUUGGUACUUAGCUUCCUGUUUGACUCUUUUCUUUCGUUCAUAUUUUGAGUUAAUUCAUGCAGUGCUGUUAUAGCAUUUAUACAGAGGUUUUAAGGCACUUUUUCGUGUGAACGUUUUUGGGCGAGUUGCGUACACGAAGCACUCUUGCGUUUCAAUUUCACGGACACAAAAAAACCGAGUCCAUGAGUGCACCCUGGGAGCGAUUUCGACGAUACGCAACGCUUGGCGCGCAUG